Anguilla anguilla (European eel) is the source of this 1948-nucleotide messenger RNA. RefSeq names its product cystathionine gamma-lyase-like. Gene Ontology annotation, cellular component: cytoplasm. Bases 91 to 1314 code for a protein of 407 amino acids. Gene Ontology annotation, molecular function: cystathionine gamma-lyase activity; pyridoxal phosphate binding. Gene Ontology annotation, biological process: transsulfuration. The record is from RefSeq and is a predicted model, not a curated record. NCBI's taxonomy places the organism in Eukaryota, Metazoa, Chordata, Actinopteri, Anguilliformes, Anguillidae. The transcript is spliced from 12 exons.
UAAGCGAAUUUCGUCAGAAAUAACGGAAGAAGGCUCGUUGUGCCGGUUUUUGAGUGUUCGGAGGUUGACUAUCUAGACAUAGACCAACACAUGGUCAUGGAUUCAAGCAAACAUGCUGACUGUUUUGAUGGGUUUCAAGGGGAAUUUAAAUCCUUCGCGACAGAUGCUAUCCACGUGGGUCAGGAACCGGAGCAAUGGAACUCUAUGGCAGUAGUUCCACCUAUUUCGUUGUCAACUACGUUUAAACAAUUUGGACCUGGAAACCAUACUGGAUUCGAAUACAGUCGAAGUGGAAACCCAACCCGGAACUGCCUGGAGAAAGCAGUGGCUGCCCUAGAUGGAGCCAAGUAUUGUCUUGCAUUUGCAUCAGGACUGGCUGCUACAACGACAAUCACACACUUGUUGAAGGCCGGCGAUGGGAUUGUUUGCAUGAAUGAUGUAUAUGGAGGAACAAACCGCUAUUUCCGAAGAAUUGCUGCAGAGAAUGGCCUGGAUAUAUCCUUUGCAGACUGCACACAGCAUGAUGUCCUAAAGGCAGCUCUUAAAGCAAACACAAAGUUGCUCUGGAUUGAGACGCCUACCAACCCCACCAUGAAAGUAGUAGACAUCCAGACCUGUUCAGAGAUUGCUCAUGAAUACAACAAAGACAUUGUUGUAGUUGUGGACAACACUUUUAUGUCUGCAUACUUUCAGCGCCCCUUGGCUCUUGGAGCAGAUAUCUGCAUGUACUCAGCAACUAAGUACAUGAAUGGCCACAGUGAUGUCGUCAUGGGCUUGGUGUCAGUGAUUCGAGAAGACCUACAUGAACGCCUGAGAUUUUUACAGAAUGCCAUUGGUGCAGUGCCAUCCCCCUUCGACUGCUACCUCUGUAACCGUGGCCUGAAGACCCUUCACCUGCGAAUGAGGCAGCACUUCAGGAGCGCCCUGACCGUGGCCAAGUUCCUGGAGGCUGACGAGAGGGUGGACAGAGUCAUCUUCCCAGGGUUGCCUUCACACCCCCAGUACGAGCUGGUGAAGAGGCAGUGCACAGGCUGCCCCGGAAUGAUCACCUUCUAUAUCAAAGGAAAGCUGGAGAACGCCUCGACCUUUCUCAGCAACCUGAAGCUGUUUGCACUUGCAGAGAGUCUCGGAGGUUAUGAAAGCUUGGCGGAACAUCCCGCGAUCAUGACGCACGCCUCUGUUCCCGAGAACGAGAGGGCCGCGCUGGGCAUCAGCGACACGCUCGUCCGUCUGUCCGUCGGGCUGGAGGAUGUAGAGGACAUCGUCGCCGACGUGGACCAGGCCCUACGCGCGGCUCACGCAGAGAAGAACUGAGCCCUGGAGAUGAUUGUGGAUCAGGAAUGGCCUCUCACCACUAUCGAAGCUCCUAUCUGAGGUCCGCACAGAUACAAAGAGAAAUGGGCGCUAGCUCACCAUUCACAUAAUAUGCACAUACGACGAAUCAGGGAAGCGGUUCUUAAUAACGCUGUGCCUGCCCAGAGUCACGGCUUUUAUUGAAAUUGUUCUGCUGCUGAAGGUUCAUCAGGAAUAACAUUUGCUGUCUUAUUGCUGUUUUAGGUGUGAGAAUAGCCAGUGAAGGGAAAGUGCCUGGGCAACAUGCAGAUUUCAGUUUUCUUAGUGUUUACGCUUUUUAAUGGAAUGCUGGAGUAUGAAGUAUAGGUCUGACCAAAAAAUUAUUUAAUUUUUAAAUUUCGACCGAUAAUCUGGAUCUCCACAUGGCUUCAAUGCAUCGCUUUACAGCUGUAUUUUUCUUUUCUUUUUUUCUUUUGUUUUCUUAACAACAUCUGAAGAAAUGGCUUAAUUUACAUUAAGGAACGAUUACCCGAAUUACCAGCAUUACUGGUAUAUACUGCUUAAUUUGCCUGAGCUUGUACUUUGCCUAUACAAGGUUGCUGAUCAUUGAAGUGUGUGCAAAGCCAUUAAAACAUAACUGACCUAAAUCUUCAAA